AUGCUAAUCAGUAAUGAUGAACAACAACUGAAGUCUGUUGCAGAUCGAAUAUCUCACGAGUACAAUGUGAAAACACGAAUUGUUGUAGCAGAUUUCACAAAAGAUAAUUUUCACCAAAUCAUCAAACCAGAAGUUGAACAACUAUCCACAAUCGCCUGUUUAGUCAAUAAUGUUGGUAUGCAAUUACCGUUGACAUUCUUUGCUGGACAAAUUGAUUCACCCAACGAACAAUCCAUCACAAAUAUCAUACAUUGUAAUGCUCUGUCAACAGCAACAAUGACACAUUUAGUUCUACCGAAAAUGUUAACACAGAAUGGAUCGAAUCCUGGCAUUAUCAACAUCGCCUCAUAUUCUGCACUCAGAACUACUCCCUAUUUGGCAAUGUAUACCGCGACCAAAGCAUUCAUUAUUCAAUUUGCCAAAUGUCUUACUGCUGAGAAAUAUACCAAAAAUGAUAUUAUCAUACAAACAUUGUGUCCAUUGAUUGUUUACACUAAAAUGACUAGCAAUGAGAAAUUAUCCAUUUUAAAUCCAACAGCUAAACAGUUUGCUAAAAGUGCAUUGGAUAUGUUCGGUGUUGUCCAGCUAACCACUGGUUCUAUUCGUCAUGAAUUGAAAGCCUAUCUUUUCAAUUUAUUACCAACCCCUGUAUGGAUAUUGUUGACAGAGUCCAGGAUUAUGACAUCUGGUGUUAACUGCAUCAUAGAGAAUUGGUGGUCACUGUUCCAAACACUGAUCGUCAGUUGGAUAAUUUUCAAACUACUACAACUACUCACAAUCUACUUAAAAUACACUGUUGGCAUUUAUUAUUUCUCAAAACGAAAAUCACUACGAAAAGCUGGUGAAUGGGCAAUCGUGACUGGUGCAUCAGCAGGAAUUGGUGAGGCGUAUGCAGAAGAACUUGCUAGUGAGGGUCUCAAUCUCAUGUUGAUUAGUAAUGAUGAACAACAAUUGCAGUCAGUUGCUGAUCGAAUAUCUCGUGAGUACAAUGUGAAAACACGAAUUGUUGUAGCAGAUUUCACAAAAGAUGAUUUCCCUAAAAUAAUCAAACCUGAAAUUGACAAAUUAACCACAAUUGCUUGUCUAGUCAAUAAUGUUGGAAUGAUAUUACCUUAUGGAUUAUUUGCCGGAGAAAUUGAGUCCCCGGAUGAACAGUCCAUUAGAAAUAUUAUUCAUUGUAACACUUUAUCAACGACAUUGAUGACAAGUAUCGUUUUACCGAAAAUGUUAACACAGAAUGGUGAAUCAAAUCCUGGCAUAAUCAAUAUUGGUUCAUAUACAGGUUGUAAAGCAUUUCCAUUUAUUAGCAUGUAUUCCGCGACAAAAGCAUUCAUUAUACAAUUUUCCAAAUGUCUUGCCGCUGAAAAAUAUCCAAAGAAAAUUAUCAUACAAACAUUGUAUCCAUUAUUUAUCUCAACAAAAUUAGUGAAUUAUGUCAAAACAUCAUAUUUCACACCGACACCACGAGUGUUUGCUAAAAGUGCCUUGGAUAUGUUUGGUGUUGAAGCAAUAACCUGUGGUUAUUUUCCACAUGAGCUGAAAGCACUAGUUUAUAAUUUAAUACCAACCACAUUAUGGGUGAAAUUGAUCGAAAGAUUAUUUGAUCCGAAGAGACAAAAACACCAUAACAAGAACAACAGCAAGGCUGAUUGA
Messenger RNA from Schistosoma turkestanicum, 1653 nucleotides. The record is from the annotation of a GenBank genome assembly. NCBI's taxonomy places the organism in Eukaryota, Metazoa, Platyhelminthes, Trematoda, Strigeidida, Schistosomatidae.